CUAAGGGCAACGGCACGUCUCUUUAACAGAAAAUGUUAAAGUAGUCUGUUAUGAUGGAUAAUGCUUCAGUGAUCACCAUGUUCACUCUUUCUGGGUUAAGUGGGACAGUCAGCCACAGAGUUACUCUCUUUGUGCUCACUUUGCUGUGUUACGGGGUGAUCUGGCUGGUGAAUUUGAUAAUUGUUGUGACAAUCAUCAUGGAUAAAAACCUCCAUGAACCAAUGUACAUAUUUCUCUGUAAUCUGUGCAUCAAUGGACUCUACGGGACAGCAGGAUUUUAUCCAAAAUUCCUCCACGAUCUCUUGUCGACAACGCAUUUAAUCUCUGUUCCUGGAUGUUUCCUGCAGGGUUUUGUGCUGCACUCUUCAGCCUGUGCUGACUUAUCUUUGCUUGCUCUAAUGGCUUAUGACAGAUACGUGGCUAUAUGUCGACCUUUGGUGUACCACUCUAUGAUGACUAAAAAAAAGAUUAUCCUUUAUGUAUUUUUUGCUUGGAUUAUUCCUUUUUACCUUAUGUUUAUUAGCACGGGGACAACAUUGACAUCAAGGUUAUGUGGCUCCCACAUACCAAAGAUCUAUUGUGUCAACUGGUUAAUUUCUAAGCUUGCUUGCUCUGCCUCAGUAGCUCAGGUUGUUGUUCCAGCUUUUAAUUACACUUUUUAUUUUGGCCAUGCAGUUUUCAUUGUUUGGUCUUAUGUUUUUCUGGUCAGAACCUGUCAAACGUCCAAAGAGAACAAACAUAAAUUCAUGCAGACGUGUUUGCCACAUUUACUCACUUUGAUAGUCGUUGUUGGAUCAUUGUGUUUUGAUUUGUUGUACAUGCGAUUUGGCUCUAAGGAGUUGUCGGAAAAUGUGCAGAAUUUCAUGGCGAUGGAGUUUCUCCUCAUUCCACCGAUUAUCAACCCCCUGAUCUAUGGUUUGCGACUGACACAGUUAAGAAAAAGAGUCUCACAUUAUAUAUGCAGCAGAAGUUCAGUUUUUAGGUAAAAGGGAUGAACAAGUGCAGCAAAUCUGUGGUUUUCAUAACUGGCAUCUUAUUUAAUAUGCUGUCAUCUGUGUUUGAACAUAUUUUACAUUCGUAAAAUGCAAUCUAAUUUGUUUUAUUUUUUUUUAUUAUAUCAUACAGUUAUCUAAAGCAUCUACUGUAUUUCCAAAUUGUCACUCUGCAUUAAUUUGGGCUUUCCGGUCUCUCUGUCCAGCAAAUCUGGGAUGUGUUAUCUGUUACAACUAGCAUUUAACAUACUGGAAACUAUUUGUUGCAAUAAAAAAGCAAUGUGCAAUCAUUUCACUUAAUUUGUAAGUUUUUUUCUGUUAUAAUGUGGCAUAUUGUCUAAAAACAGUGCUGUCA
This is a messenger RNA of Girardinichthys multiradiatus, 1347 nucleotides long. Its product is annotated as olfactory receptor 4E1-like. Gene Ontology annotation, molecular function: olfactory receptor activity; G protein-coupled receptor activity. Gene Ontology annotation, biological process: G protein-coupled receptor signaling pathway. The transcript has a single exon. The record is from RefSeq and is a predicted model, not a curated record. NCBI's taxonomy places the organism in Eukaryota, Metazoa, Chordata, Actinopteri, Cyprinodontiformes, Goodeidae. Gene Ontology annotation, cellular component: membrane. Bases 51 to 986 code for a protein of 311 amino acids.